Messenger RNA from Aricia agestis (brown argus), 1630 nucleotides. It is a transcript of the gene Mvd, whose product is annotated as diphosphomevalonate decarboxylase. The record is from RefSeq and is a predicted model, not a curated record. The transcript has a single exon. Lineage: Eukaryota; Metazoa; Arthropoda; Insecta; Lepidoptera; Lycaenidae. Gene Ontology annotation, molecular function: diphosphomevalonate decarboxylase activity; ATP binding. Gene Ontology annotation, cellular component: cytosol. Bases 65 to 1219 code for a protein of 384 amino acids. Gene Ontology annotation, biological process: isopentenyl diphosphate biosynthetic process, mevalonate pathway; isoprenoid biosynthetic process.
CUUACUUUUGACAACUGUGGACAUCGACGUCGCGGUAUUUUAUUCGAAUUUAAAAUUUUAAAUCAUGAGUGAAAUAAUUACAGUUAAAGCGCCAGUUAACAUAGCUGUUAUUAAAUACUGGGGUAAACGCGACGAAAAUUUGAUACUGCCGUUAAAUGACUCGGUGAGUGGCACUUUAGACACUGAUGUUAUGUGUGCUAUGACUUCGGUAUGCGCUCGGCCAGAUAUAACGGAAAAUGAAAUCUGGUUGAACGGGAGUAGAACAACGUUCGAUAAUCCACGCCUGAAAAAAUGUUUGGGGGCUAUAAAGUCCCUAGCAGCUUCACAGAAGAGCGUGAGCGAUGAAUUUCUGACUUGGAACGUACGUAUUUGUUCUGAAAACAACUUUCCAACGGCCGCUGGCUUAGCGUCUUCGGCGGCCGGGUACGCCUGCUUGGUAUGUGCUCUGGCUAAACUGUAUAAAGUUACGGGAGACGUCAGUUCCAUCGCACGCCUGGGCUCGGGUAGCGCUUGUAGAAGUGUUUACGGCGGUUUCGUGCAAUGGAAAGCCGGCGUAAGGAGCGACGGAAGCGACUCCGUCGCCGUUCAAGUGGUCGACUCUAAGCACUGGCCUGAAAUGCGAGUUCUGAUUUUAGUAGUGGCUGACACGAAAAAGCAUGUAAGCUCGAAAAAAGGUAUGAAGAUCAGCGCGGAGACGUCAGAGUUGAUGCAGCAUAGAAUCAAACAUAGUGUUCCCCGAAGGACUGUGGAAAUAUGUGAUGCUAUCAGGGAGAGAGACUUCGAAACUUUCGCUGAAAUAACUAUGAAAGACAGCAACCAGAUGCAUGCGGUCGUCCAGGACUCGUAUCCACCUUCUGUAUACAUGACUGAUAUUUCUCACAGAAUCACAAGGAUGAUUCACACGUACAAUGACAUGCAAGGGUCACCGAAAGUGGCGUACACGUUUGAUGCAGGGCCAAAUGCCUGUCUGUAUUUAUUGGAGGAGAAUGUUCCGGAAGUGCUAUGUUUGGUCAAACAGAUGUUUCCUUCUAGCAGCAACAACUUUGUCACAGGGCUUCCGCUUCCGAAGAAGAUGCCCUCUAAAGUAGAUUUUCCCAUGGAACCUUUUGGGACAGAUUUAUUAAAAAAUGUUAUUUAUACAAAAAUAGGAGACGGGCCGCAGGUUGUAAAGGAUGACCACCUUCUAGAUCAACAGGGAAGACCAAAGAGAUAUGUUUAAUUUUUUUUAGAGGGAAUAAAUUUGGGAUGGGGCAGGGGAUUCACUUUUGUAUUACAGAGACAUUCAUUUAAAAAAUGUAUUCUUACAUUAAGGAAAUAGUAUUAGCGUUGAGGCAAAUUUUUAUUGGAUAAUAGAUUUAUAAUAUAUUUUAAUGAUUUUUGUAAGGUUAAACAUUUCAAAAUGGUGCUUUUGUAAUAUUUAUUUCUAUUUAAGACGUUAAAAAAUGGUUAAGGCUUAGGAUAUGAUGUAAAUCUUAAAUUAUUAUUCAUGAUUUACAUGAACACUUAUUGUGUUAUUGUGUAUCAUAAUUAUUAUGAAAUCAUUACUUGUUAUGGUAUAAAUGACUGGAAUUCUAAGGUGUAGGGGUAUAUAAGACUGUUUUAUGAUAAUAUUAAUAUAAGUGUAAUUUAU